AAAAUUAAAAAAAAAAAAAAUUAAAUUAAAUACAAAAAAAAUUUAACUUAAAUGCACGCUACGUAAGCCACACACAUACACCCACUCACACACAUACACACACACCUAGGCACACUCACGUGUACGUUAAUUAAAACGCGACUUUAACGCGAGCGCAUGAUAAACGCGUCGUCUCGUGCAAGCUCUAGUGUUUAACACACACACACACACACAUGCACACACCUCUACCGUUACAUUUGCAAAUGAAAGAUUUGCCGCUCUCACGCGCGCACGAUCAAUAGACACACUCUCGCUCUCUGUCUCACGCUCUCUCUUGAUUCGCACACGCUCUCUUUUGGGCACACACACAAAAUGGCGUCAACGGAGACGCCAACGUCGCGACAGAGUAGCGAUCGCAGCAAUGCCGCAGCGACUGCGCAAACGGACAGCGAAACCUAUGCAACGGAGCAGGCGCAAGCGGCGCAGCGACAGCGCAGCGGCGGCGGCGUUGGUUCGCCAACAUCGCAACAGGAUAAAUCAAAGACCGUUAGCCCGCCGUUAACAACGCCACCGGACGCCAACGCCAACGCGAACGCGAACGCGAACGCGAACGCCAAUGUCGACGUCAACGUCAACGUCAACGCGGGCAGCUCCUCGCCCGGGUCCCGUUCGACGCCGCAGCAUCAGCUGCCGCAACAGUUCUGCCUGCGCUGGAACAACUACCAAUCAAAUCUGACAACCAUAUUCGAUCAGCUGCUGCAAAACGAAUCCUUUGUCGAUGUGACGCUCGCCUGCGACGGCCGCUCGAUCAAGGCACACAAAAUGGUCCUCUCCGCCUGCUCGCCCUACUUCCAGACCCUGCUCGCCGAGACCCCCUGCCAGCAUCCGAUCGUCAUCAUGCGCGACGUCAGCUGGUGCGAUCUGAAGGCCAUUGUCGAGUUCAUGUAUCGCGGCGAAAUCAAUGUUAGCCAGGAUCAGAUUGGCCCGCUGCUGCGCAUUGCCGAGCUGCUCAAGGUACGCGGAUUGGCGGAUGUCACCCAAAUGGAGGAGAUCAAUACGGCAGCAGCAGCGGCGGCGGCAGCGGCAGCGGCAGCGGCAGCAACUGCCUCCUCGACACCGACUGCACAGCAUUCGCCCAAGAAUUCGCCGGCUGAGCGCGAGGGCAGCGAAGAUCAGCUGCUCUCUUUUAUGCAGCCCGAGAAGAAGCUGCGCAGCGGCGACUGGGACUGCGGCGAACUGCGCUUGUCGCCGCUGGAACGCCAGCAGAGCCGCAAUGUGCGCAAGCGUCGCUGGCCCUCGGCCGACGCCAUAUUCCAGGCGCCCGCCAGCCCGCUGAGCAGCCUGAUCGCCGCCGAGCGUUUGGAGCAGGAGCAAAAGGAGCGUGAGAGACAGCGCGAUUGCGGCAUUUUGACGCCGCCGCCCAAGCAAAUGGCGCUGCCGCUAGGCUCCUCGGGCAGCGGCAGCGUUACGCCGCGUCGUCUGACGCCCGCUGCGGCAGCGCUGGAAACGGCGCUGCAUGGCCUGGACAUGCCAUCACCCGCAACAACGCCAGCGCCAGCGGCAGUGGCAGCGGCAGCGGCAGCGGGUCGCUGCCAACGCACACUCGCGCAGUCGCUGCCCAGUCCGCAGCAGCAGCAGCAGCACCAACAGCAGCAGCAGCAGCAGCAGCAGCAUUUGCAUCACCUGCAGCAGCAUCAGGCGCAUCACGGGCUGGGCCAUGCGCCCGGCACUUCCACUUCCGGCGCUUCCGUUCAUACCGCUGCCGCGGAGUCGCGCUUUCCGCUCGGCUCUGCCGCCGCCAUGGCCGCUGCCGCCAUGGAGCUGAGCGUCGCAGCUGCAGCUGAGCCGCGUCUGCCGCCGCCGCCGCCGCACCAUCAUCAUAGCGGACCACCCACCGGCGGCAGCGCAGCCUCGCUGGCGGACGAUAUGGAGAUCAAGCCGGGCAUUGCGGAAAUGAUACGCGAGGAGGAGCGGGCAAAAAUGAUGGAGAACUCGCACGCUUGGAUGGGCGCCACCGGCUCCACGCUAGCAGCAGACAGCUAUCAAUAUCAGCUGCAGUCGAUGUGGCAAAAAUGCUGGAACACCAAUCAGAAUCUGAUGCAUCAUAUGCGCUUUCGGGAGCGCGGCCCGCUCAAAUCGUGGCGGCCCGAGACGAUGGCCGAGGCCAUAUUCAGCGUGCUGAAGGAGGGCCUGUCGCUGUCGCAGGCGGCGCGCAAAUAUGAUAUACCCUAUCCGACGUUUGUGCUGUAUGCGAAUCGGGUGCACAAUAUGCUGGGACCGUCGAUCGAUGGCGGGCCCGAUUUGCGGCCGAAGGGGCGCGGGCGGCCGCAGCGCAUACUGUUGGGCAUCUGGCCGGAUGAGCACAUCAAGGGCGUCAUUAAGACGGUCGUUUUUCGCGAUACCAAGGACUUGAAGGACGACAGUUUGGGCGCGCAUCUGCCACCGUACGGCCGCCAUUCGCCCGUGUUUCCCUUGCAGGACAUGACGUUAAGCUAUCCAGGCGCUAGUGGCGGCAUGCCGGUCGGCGGCGCCGCCAGCCUCGGCGCUCUGGCCUGCCCGAAUGGCAUGGGCAGCGGCGGUGGAGGAGGCGCUGCCGUUGGGGCAGGCGGCGGUGGUGGGGAUCAGCAAAUGUCCCAGGAGCAAAUGUCAGCGGUGGCCGCCGUUGCGCACAAUAUACGUCAGCAGAUGCAAAUGGCCGCCGCAGCGCAGCAUCAGCACGGGGAGGCGGGGCCGCCGCCGCCGCCGGGGGCUCUGUUCAAUUUGCCGCCGCAUCUGGCGGGUGGCGGCGGGCCGGGCAGGGCCAGUAUAUCGCCGGCAUUGAGCAGCGGCUCAAAUCCCUCAAUGGGACCGCGGCAUGCGCCCUCGCCCUGCGGUCCCGCCGGCCUCAUGCCGAAUCUGCCGCCCAGCAUGGCCGUUGCACUGCAUCGUGAUCCGGCCGCCGCCGCGCUGCUCAGCCAGCAGCAGCAGCAUCACCUCCAGCAGCUCCAGCUGCAUCAGCAGCACCAGCAACAGCAGCAACAACAACAACAACAGCAGCACGCUUUACACCAGCAACAGGCGCAGGCACCACACAAAUCCGGUUUCGGUGCCAGUUCCAUGCCCACAGCCAGCGCUGGCUCCUCCGUUGCCCAGCAGCAGCAGCAGCUGGACAAGUCCAAGUCGAAGGGUAGUCCGCUGCGCAGCGAGACGCCGCGCCUGCACUCGCCGCUCGCCGAGCUGGGCCUGGAGCUGGGCUACAAGCGCGAGUUCUCGCCCACGCGCCUCUUUGCCGAGGAUCUGGCUGAGCUGGUGGGCGUGGCGCCCGCCUCGACAAGCAGCGCAACGACGCCGUCAACCGGUCAACCCACAGCCGGAGUAAGCGGAGCGACCACCACGGACAUCUGCUCCGGCAGCAGCAGCGGCGGCGGCGGCAUCAAGGUGGAGCCCAUUACGACAAGCAGCGAGUAAAGGACCUACCAAAAAAAAACUCCCAACUCAAACUAAACAAUCAAACGCGCGCCAGAAAAAGUGCUGCCCAUUUCUGGUGCGAAAGCUUUGCAGCAAGCGCAAGCAGCAUUAAAAGUGUUACCCAUUUCUUUCAAGCAAUUGAGAUUUGAGAAUUGAAUUUUUCAAAUAUUUGAUUUAACUUUUUACUAAAUAGUAUUUAAAAGGAAAUGCAUAUAUAUAUAAAUUUGUAUAUUUAUUGAUGUGCAUUUCGAACGCGCGUUCCUCGUUUUUUGUCGGUCCACAUGAAUUUUAUUGCAAAGUUUCUAAUUUAAAAUGAACUACGUAUUAAAAACUAAAUCAAAAGUAUUAUUAUGUUA
Messenger RNA from Drosophila virilis, 3782 nucleotides. The record is from RefSeq and is a predicted model, not a curated record. Lineage: Eukaryota; Metazoa; Arthropoda; Insecta; Diptera; Drosophilidae.